AUGUCUUCCACACGUCCAGAUAUUGAUGUCCAUCCAAAGGGCCUUUCCCCAGAUGACCUGAAGAUUAAGGAAUUCGAUGUGGUCAUCAUUGGUGGCGGUCCUUCUGGUGAGACUGCAGCUAUGUACAGUGUCAAAGGGGGCCUCACGGCGCUCUUGAUUGAAUCAGAGCUGGUGGGAGGUGAAUGUCCUUACUGGGCCUGUGUCCCUUCUAAAGCAAUGCUUCGUCCUAAUGAAACGAUUGAAACCGCCAAAGGAGUAGGAGGCGCCAAGGAGAGACUGGCGUUGUUAGCCGCAAAAUACAGUGCAACGCCCGAGAUUGAUGUUGAAGGGACGUGGUCUGCAAGAGAUCGCUUUACCAAAGGCUGGAAGGAUGAUGCCAAUGUUGAGCUUAUGCGGACUUCUGGAGUGGAAGUAGUACGUGGAUUCGGCAGUAUUGCUGGAGAGAAGCGCGUGUCGAUCAAAGAGUGGCAUAGUGGAUCAACUGUUGAGGUCACUGCGCGACAAGCAGUGAUCGUUGCCUCUGGCUCAGCACCCAGCAUCCCGGUAAUCGAAGGCCUACAAAAGGCAGGAUACUGGACGCCUCGUGAGGCAGUUUCAUCGAAUGAAGUCCCCAAGCAUUUGAUAAUUAUUGGAGGCGGUGUGGUCGGAUGCGAGAUGGCUUUCGCAUAUCGAUCCCUGGGUUCGCAAGUGACGAUCAUCGGCGGGAGUGACAGACUUUUGCCUAGGAUAGUGCCUGAAGCCUCGUCGAUGAUUAGUCUCAGCAUGAAAAACUCUGGGAUUAAAGUCUUGCUUUCGACUACAGCGAAGGAAGUAACCCGCGAAGGAUCUACCGUCAAAGUCGAUCUCGUUGAUGGCACAAGACUUCAUGGUGCUGAAAUUCUUAUUGCUGCAGGUCGCCGAGCAAGGACUACUGGUAUGGAAUUGGAUAAAGUCGGUGCGCCGACAAACGGCGCCGCCAUCACUGUUGACGAAUCGCUGCGUGUGGUGUCAGUCCCAGCGGGCUGGCUAUACGCAAUAGGCGACCCCAAUGGCCUAGCGCCACUCACUCACAUGGGAAAGUACCAGGCAAUAAUCGCCAGCCAGUCGAUAAUCGCGAGUGCAAGGGGAAUUUCGGGUGAUGAUAGUAAAGAAUCAGAUUAUUCCCGCCUGUCGAGGAAACCAAGUGACAACGCCACGCCACAAGUCGUCUUUACCGAUCCACAGAUAGCCUCAGUCGGGAUGACAAUGGAACAAGCCCAAGCUCAGGGUUUGAAAGUCAAAGCGCACAGCGUAAAAAUGCAAGGUCACGGUACUUUCCUCCACGCUGCCGACUAUGACGGAUGGGCCCAAUGGGUCGUUGCAGAGGGGACAGGUCAAAUUUUGGGAGCAAUUUUCGUUGGCCGGGAUGUGGCAGACCUCCUGCAUGCAAGUACAGUUGCUGUCGUGGGGAAACUAUCCUGGAGAACGAUGUUUCACGCAGUACCCAGUUUCCCAACUCUUGGGGAGGUGUACCACAACCUUGUCGAAUCGUGCGCCAAGUGA
Messenger RNA from Exophiala aquamarina CBS 119918, 1521 nucleotides. RefSeq lists its product as uncharacterized. Lineage: Eukaryota; Fungi; Ascomycota; Eurotiomycetes; Chaetothyriales; Herpotrichiellaceae. Bases 1 to 1521 code for a protein of 506 amino acids. The record is from RefSeq and is a predicted model, not a curated record. The transcript has a single exon. Gene Ontology annotation, molecular function: flavin adenine dinucleotide binding; dihydrolipoyl dehydrogenase (NADH) activity.